Molecule: messenger RNA, 3303 nt
Organism: Ascoidea rubescens DSM 1968
Lineage: Eukaryota; Fungi; Ascomycota; Saccharomycetes; Ascoideales; Ascoideaceae
Exons: 4
Coding region: 1-3303 (1100 amino acids)
Biological process (GO): nucleosome organization; regulation of transcription by RNA polymerase II
Cellular component (GO): chromatin; nucleus
Molecular function (GO): nucleosome binding; ATP-dependent chromatin remodeler activity; histone binding
Source: RefSeq, a predicted model, not a curated record
AUGACCAUAAGCUCUGUCAAUACUGAUCAUGCUGGUGCCCAAUUGUUAAAUCAAAAUAAUGAUUCUUUUGUUAAAAUGAUCGAUCUACCUUCAACACAAGACUUUGUUGAAAUAAAUCAAAGUGAUUCUGAAAUUUCAACUCAAGAACCAAAAAAAAUUUACGACAAUUCUAAUUCCAAUAAUACCACUAACAAUAAUAUUACUUCACCGAUUAACACAAUCAUUGCCACAACUAAUGGCAAAAAUAAUGAAAAAGUUACUGAGAAUUCAUUCUCAAAACAAACUUCACCUAAAGAAUCAGAAGAUUCUUCGACAUCAAGAAACCAAUCUAGGAGUCACUCCCCUACAAAUUCUGAAUAUUCAAGCUCUGAUUAUAAUUUAGCUAACUAUGCAGGCUAUGACAUCGAUUCAAAGCCAAAUCAAGAUAAGAAAAAAAAAUACUUAUUGUCUUGUAUUUAUAAAAGAUACACUUAUCUAUUAUCCUUGACUGAUUUAUUUAAACUUUUUUUUAACUCGAAAGCUGAAAAGGAUGAAAAUUUUAAAAAGUUGUUGAAUACUGUGAAUUUGAAAAUCCAAAAUGGAAAACGAAGAAGGAAAACUGAAAAAGAAGAAGAUGCUGAAUUACUAAGUGAUGAAAAAAAUGAAAAUACUUCUAAUAUCUUUGAAUUCACUCAAUCUCCUGGCUAUAUUAAUGGUUUAUUGCGUUCUUAUCAAGUCCAGGGGUUAAACUGGUUAAUUAAUUUAUACGAAUACAAUUUAUCUGGAAUUCUUGCUGAUGAAAUGGGUCUAGGCAAAACUUUACAAACCAUUGCUUUAUUGGGUUAUUUAAGGUACAUAAAAUGCAUUGAAGGCCCUCAUCUAAUCAUUGUACCGAAAUCUACUUUGGAUAAUUGGUUCAGAGAAUUCAAACAAUGGACUCCACAAGUCAACGUUUUACUUUUAAACGGUGAUAAACAAACAAGAGCGGAUAUAGUCAAGUCUAGAUUAUUGCCCUGUGAUUUUGAUGUCGUUGUGUCUUCAUAUGAGCUAGUUCUAAGAGAAAAAGCUGCUUUGAAAAAAUUUAACUGGGAAUAUGUAAUUAUUGACGAAGCCCAUCGAAUUAAAAAUGAGAAAAGUUUACUAUCUCAAGUAAUUCGAUUAUUUACCUCCAAAAACAGAUUAUUAAUCACUGGUACUCCUCUACAAAAUAAUCUUCACGAGCUUUGGGCAUUAUUAAAUUUUAUAUUACCCGAUGUUUUUUCUGAUUCUAAUACAUUUGAUGAAUGGUUUCAAAAUUCAAGCAACAACGUUCAACAACUACAUAAAGUUCUUCAGCCUUUUCUUUUACGUCGUAUUAAAGCCGACGUUGAAACUUCUCUACUUCCCAAGAAAGAACUUAACUUAUACUUGAAAAUGUCUGACAUGCAGAAAACAUGGUAUAAAAAAAUACUUGAAAAAGAUUUUGACAUUGUCAGUGGUGCAAAAGGUAAUAAAACGAGAUUAUUAAAUGUUGUGAUGCAGCUUAGAAAGUGUUGCAAUCAUCCUUAUCUUUUUGAAGGUGCUGAGCCGGGUCCUCCUUUUACCACUGAUGAACAUUUGGUAUAUAAUUCUCAUAAAUUAAAGGUUUUAGACAAAUUAUUGAAAAAAUUGAAAGAAGAUGGUUCCAGAGUGUUGAUUUUUUCUCAAAUGUCUAGAAUGCUAGAUAUUUUGGAGGAUUAUUGUUAUUUAAGGAAAUUUAACUAUUGUCGAAUUGAUGGUCAAACUGAGCACUCUGAUAGAAUUAAGGCAAUUGAUGAUUACAAUGCGCCUAAUUCUGAAAAGUUUUUGUUUUUAUUAACUACCAGAGCAGGUGGUUUAGGCAUUAAUUUAACUUCCGCAGAUAUUGUUAUUCUUUAUGAUUCAGACUGGAAUCCUCAAGCUGAUUUACAAGCCAUGGAUAGAGCGCAUAGAAUUGGUCAAAAAAAACAGGUCAAAGUUUUUAGAUUGGUUACAGAGAAUGCUAUUGAGGAAAAAGUAUUAGAGAGAGCAACUCAAAAAUUGAGAUUGGAUCAAUUAGUUAUUCAACAAGCCAGAAAUUCUGGAGAUCCAUCCACGGCUUCCACUCAGCACAAUAAGUCAACCACAAAAGAUGAAUUAAUUUCAAUGAUUCAACAUGGUGCACAAGAUGUAUUUGAAUCUGCAGAUAAAUUCACUCCCGUGUCUGAUAUUGAUAUUGAAAAUAUACUAAAAAAAUCAGAAGAAAAAACCAAUGAGCUAAAUUCUAAAUAUGAAAAAUUAGGAUUGGAUGAUUUACAAAAAUUUACUUCUGAUUCUGCAUAUGAAUGGGAUGGUAAAGACUUCAAAAAAGUCAUCCAUCAAAAAAUCAAAGGGCCUCUGGGAGCCUUCCAAUGGAUCAACCCUUCCAAAAGAGAAAGAAAAGAGAAUUAUUCAGUUGACAUGUACUAUAGAGAUGUUUUAAAUAGCAACAGUGGCCGGCCUGCAAAAGAAAAUAAAAUCAAAGCCCCAAAACAAUACUCAAUCUACGACCACCAAUUUUAUCCUCCUUUACUUCAUGAAUUAUUAGAGAAAGAGAAAAAUUUUUAUAAAAAACGAAUCAAUUAUGAAGUAGCUUUAGUUGAAGGACCUCCAACAACUUUUGAAAAAAGAAAAAAUGAACAAGCUUUACAACAGUUAGCAAUUAGAAAUGCUGAACCAUUGACUGAAAAUGAAGAAAAAUUAAAAAAUGAAUUGCUUACACAAGGGUUUGAUAACUGGUCAAGACGAGAUUUCACAACCUUUAUUCAUUUGAGUGGAAAGCAUGGAAGAACAAAUUUGAAAUCUAUUGCAGCAGAUUUUGAAGGCAAAAGCUAUAAAGAAAUCCUAGAUUAUAGCAAAAAGUUUUGGAACAAUUUUACUUGCAUAGAUAACCAUGAUAAGUAUAUAAAUCAAAUUGAAGUUGGUGAAGAAAAAUCAGAAAAAAUCAAGUUACAAGAGAAAGCUCUUAUUCGGAAAGUUGAGAGUUAUCAUAUUCCAUUAUUUGAAUUGAAGUUAUUAUCCCCCCCUAAGACAGCUAACAAAAAGUUAUUCAGUGAAGACGAAGACAGAUUUUUAAUUUUAAUGUUGUAUAAAUAUGGAAUUUCUACAGAAGAUUUAUAUGAUAGAAUCAGAGAAGAAAUUCGAAAAUCUCCCAUUUUUGCUUUUGAUUUUUUUCUUAAAAGUAGGAAUAAUAAUGAAUUAUCAAGAAGAUGUCAAACACUAUUAUCCUGUUUAGUGAAAGAACACGAGUCAGAAGAAAAUCAAAGAAUCAAAAUAAAAACAAAAGAAACGAAAAUCAUCAUCAAUUGA